Molecule: messenger RNA, 7747 nt
Organism: Nomia melanderi (Alkali bee)
Lineage: Eukaryota; Metazoa; Arthropoda; Insecta; Hymenoptera; Halictidae
Source: RefSeq, a predicted model, not a curated record
CCCUACGACUGCGUCGCGUGCGCAUCCCGCCUGCUCGAUCGUGGUCUGCUCUGGAUCGUCGCCGUUCGGCUCUCGUCUCCGGAGCGUGCGUCGAGAGUUCGCGAUCGAUCGAUCGUUCGUGCGCGGAUCGCCUGAGCCGUUGCCCCUCGAAACGGUGCUCGAUCCGGUGUUCCCCGAAGCGGCGGAUAUCCUCUCGAAAAGGAUCCACCGGCAAACACGGGGAACGAGAUAAGGAGGGAGGAAGACGGUAAGAGAGUCGCAGGAUCGAACGAGAUCACCGCUCGAACGAUACUUCAACGCGAGAGGAAACAUCCGACGAGCGACCGUCGCUCGUUGUUUGGUGUUCGCGGUUACGCGUCUCCACGAGGUCCCGUAAAACGCUCACGGUCUGGCGAGCGACGCGUUUAUCGAGAAACCGUGCAAACAUCGAUCGACGACUCGUUCGGGGAGACCUCUUUACGAAGCCGGCUCGCUGCCACGCUUGUUAGUCUCGGGGAAGAGGAGUGAACAAAGAAAUUUGCUGGCCUUCUGCGAAGGAAAGGAGGAAACCCGCCGCUAGUCUUCCACGGAGAACAGGAAACCCGCUGGUUUCUCGCGGAGAAAAGGGGGAAGCUCGUUGUUUUCCACGGCGAAGAAAAAGAAAGCGCCGAGAUUUUUGCGCCCGCGGUCCAGCGCAGCGCCGACUGGAUCCAGCGUCGGAGCGAUCGAGGAGAAGGAACGAGGCGGAAGAAGAGGGAGAGAAAGAGCGAGCGAGCGAUGCGCUGAAGCAUCGAUCACGGACGAGCGCGCGGGGAUGAGCGAGCCGUUCAAUUAAAGCGUUCCAGAAGCGCGACAGAGAGCGAAGGAACUGGGGGAGCACGGCAGCCAGCCGCGUGACUCGCUUGGAAAAUAUUAGUCGAGGAGUACGCGGCUCGUGCGAUGUUGCUGCCUCUUGUUAGCGUGUCCGCGGACCGACAGUCGCGCUGAGUCGAUCCGAUCCGUUUCGAAUCGGUGCCACCACGGUGAUCUAGUUCGAGGCCGCGCCGGUUCCAGCCGGAAACAGGGGUUCGCGUUGACAACUGGGGACCUGGUGUUGCCGUGCAGCCGGUUCGUUCGAAAAAUUCGAUCGAAAGUCCGCGGAUCAUGCUGAGAGGCUCCGGUUACGCGUGAUCCCGAUCGACGCGUGGUCGAUGCGUGCCGUGAGAGACUGAUCGAUUCCUGGGGCUGACCGAGCGCGAGGUCUUUUCGUCUUUCUCCAAGGUUUUGUCAACUGAUCGCGAACAUAAUGAAGUGGUGUUUAGUGUUGCUGAUUCUGGCUGGUGUCUCGUGGGCCGACAACACCCUCAACACUUCGGAAUACUCGAUAUUUACGUGCCCCAAGCUGAAAUCUCAGGAGGAGAUCGAUCUCGACAAGAUAAUGGGCAAGUGGUACGUGGUGGAAGUGUUGCAGCACAAAGUCGAUCCGCAGAAGCCCGUGAGCGAUCUGUACUUCGUCGAUACCUGCCCGUUCGUCGAACUGAGGCCGCUGGAGCCUUCCUCGUUGAGGCUUUUGUGGACCGAGGAAGCCGGAAACCUCGAAUACACCUUCCGGAUACCGGACAUAUCCAGGACCCCAGGCGUUUGGAUCUCCAGCUCCCCGCAGAACGGAACACUGGCGAGCGCGUGGGACAAGCAGUACCACCAAUUCAGCGGGAGCGUGAACGUGAUGAAAGCCGUGGCUUCGGACAUGGUGCUGACUUUCUGCUCGGGCCAGCCGGACAAUCAGCUCUAUUCGUUGCUGCUCGCGCGGGAGCGUGUUCUGCAACGCAGCGACAUACGUGGCGUCCACAACCUCCUCGGCCGCCGUGGCUUGAACGUCGUCAGCGUCCGGAUGACCUGCUGGCAGAAUGGUGCACGGAGAUGGUCGUCUUUCGACCUGACCGGUUGGGUGGCUUUGAUAGGUGUCUUGUCCACGAGCGUUCGGUUCGGCACGUGGUAGUCGAAAUCUUAAACGGUUCUCGAGGCUUCGAGGAUGUCCAAGCGGGUCUUUCGCGGGCGAGAGCUGCGUCCGGGGUCUACGAGCCAUGAAGAAGGCCGAAGUUCAUCGUCGAGCGAGACGUUUCGAACGGAUCGAAUCGAGUAGGGUUCACGCGGUAGUCAAUGUUUCUCACAUAUUUCUUCAUCGAUACUUUCACUCUUAACCAGGUAACCGUGCUCGGCGAGUAUACCCGUCAUGUAAUAGUAAUUCGUUCAACAAUUAUCUAUUUGUACCAAUAAACAUGUAAUUCUUGUUUAUUUCGCUUCAGUUUUCUAUCUUAAUCUAUAUUAAAUACACACGUGUGACGCGUAUACUCGUCGCUGUUCGAUUCCAUUGCACAAGUGAAAUUCCACGGUUAACUGGUUACGGAGCGAAGCGUACGCGGCUCUCUCGGCUCGUAGAAAAAUCGGUUUGGGCAUGCUUCCGUCAAAGGAGGAUCGUUAGCUGGGUAAAUCUGCUUUCCCGAUAGAACAAUGAUCGUUGGGCGGAAUUGUCGUUUCUUUCUGGAAUAAAAGUCGGUUGAAAGACCGACGUUGUAACGUUAACGCGAGUCUCGAUGUUCAAGAAGAGAAGAGAGAAAGAACGAGAAAGAGCGGCGACUUCCGCUACAGGAAAAAUGCUACAGGAAGCAUCUCUUACGAAAGGAAGAACUCGUUUAACGACGCGGCCGGUGCCAGGACUCCCGGGUCCUCUUUUGAUCGCGGAAGAAAGCUCUUAAUUGCCGACGCAGCUAACGAUCCCACGUCUGGUGUCCGAUCCACGAGUCCCGGCGCAAUCGUAAUAGGAAUCUCCGUUCGGUUGUCCGACGAACGGACGGGGAAGCGCCAUGCCAGCGACGAGUCCGCUGGCUCCCUCGUCGUUCGAAGCCACGGGGAAAGAGAACACGAAGAUCCGAGCGCGGACUGCUCGCCGCGGAUUCCUGUUUCGCGGAAUAAUGCCGUUCUACCGGGACCGAUUCCGUUGGACAAUGUAUGCUGUUUCGUUUCGUUUCGUCUCGUUUCGUUUCGUCGGGAGUCACGUAGAUCUCCCGCUGUCCCAGUUCUUUCUAUUGCCGUUAUCGCGAUACUUUUUUCCCUCUUCGUCGGAACGGUCCCUCGAGUUUCCUCGAGUUCACUCGACUGAACACAGACGGACUCGGAGCUCGACUAACCGCGUAUAUAUGUAAGCACGUGUGUAUGUAAUAGUCGCGUGUCGUCUCUUUCGGUCGUCCAUUCUCGAACAAUUUAAACACGUUCCGAACGCGAUUCGAUGAUUUUAACCCGUUCACCGAAUAGACAUCGAUGACACCUCGGUUUCUUGCUGGUUCGGCACUAGAACUACUGGACCAGUCGGAAUGAUCUAUUUAAUCAUUCUCGUUUGGCAAUUAUUAAAUCCGCGCAGGUGUUUUUGCGAGGAAUUAGGAAAUAAAUUCGUGUUUGAGAUACAAGGGAUUUUUGUAAGUGUUCAGAAAUGAGUCAUUCUAGUUGCUGAGUAGUAGUUCUAGUGUUAACUUUCACGAACAAUCGCGACACGUUUGUUCGCGUCAAGCCGCGUCGCGCCAAUUUUCACCAGAUUUCGCGAGUUUUCUUUUCACCGUUGAACGCCGACGCUUCUCUUUCGUUCAACGAUCCUGCGGUCGGAGAACGAGAACACUACCGUCGUGGAACGACACACAUAUCAGCACGACGAUUACCGCUGCCCGUGGAAAGGGGAAAGUUCAGAGGAGAGGAGCGGAAAACACGAGAGAACGCGUGCGGCGUCGGUUGAACGUCGCAGCGGCUCUGAAAGAAGUUGAUCUACAUCGUUCUUCCAGCGAACGAUGAUCCUCGUUCGGAAGCAACGAGCCUCCUGCGAACGUUAGUCGCGUUAGAUAGAAGUGUAUGUUGUAUGUAUCUCGGUUCAUGGAUUUAACACUGGAACUACCGAGCAGUCGCGUCGAACUCUUUCGAUUUUUUUACUGAAACUCGGAGACCGAGUUUAGGGUAAGUCGGGGAGAAAUGGCCUAGUUUUCUUGAAAGAUAUAAUAACACUGAUAUUAUGUAAAUAUCAUUGAUACCGAAUGAAAAGAGAUACAUUUAUAAAAGCAAAUACACAUUAGAAGAAUAGUGCAACAGACCUCUGUGGAAGAUUCAACGUGUCACUGGAAAUAAUUGAAAAUAUAGAUAUUUGACGAUUUAAAGAACAUCAAGCCAUCCUCGAAUUACUCUAUCGUGAUCACAAUUGAUUUCUGACUCAGUUUGCGUAUUGUCGAAUCUAUUUCUUUACGGAUUUCUCAGAGAAGUAACUGUUCUAUCUUCAGUAAUUACAGUUUGAUAUUUGACUCAUCUCGUAGUUCUAGUGUUAACACUUUAUCUACCGCUCGUGACCAAGACGACCAUUUACUAACGACUCCUACGGUUUUCGCCAUUACGUAGGAAUGUGUGUUUCUACUUGUAAAGCUCUCUGUAGCUUUAGAAUUGAAGUACGAGUGAAUCUCAUUGUGCCGUUCCGAUUUAUUUUGUUCUAACGAAGCGCAGUUUUAAUAGGUUACCCAUUGUUAAGCAUUCGCGAUCGAGAAGAUUAAUAUUCCGGUAGAUAAAGUGUUAAGAAGACAAUAGCGGCGUCGAGACGAUUCAUCUAUGGAGAUCGAUAAGUAGCAGAUUAUAAAGAUUCGUCUUACCAGACUAGUCGAAGAACGCGCGGGGAACGUUUCUCAAAGAGAUACGAGGCGAUUCGUUCGAUGUAGCGUUCCCUCCGCGCGCGAAUUCGAAAGCUAGAAGAAGACAGGAUUGAUCGCGAGACGAUCGAUCCUCGAAAUUCAACGUAACAGGGAACGAACGCACUCUAAUGUUCGUGUUCUGUCGUCUCGAAUCGAUGAAACUGGAAGAAAAGUGUUUGUAUCGAGCGAUAAUCCCGUCGUGAUCUAUCCUGUACGUCUUUCUUCUGUCUCCAGCUCGUUUAGGGUAAGAAAGUUUCGAAUUUCACUAACACGGAUGGAUCGCAGCAACGAAUUCGCUGAUUCGAUCAAUGUUCGCUGUGAAUCGGGAAGGAAUACACGCGGACGUACGUUCAAAUAGUGAAAUAAGAUAUUUAUCCGGUAAAUAACUUUGUCAUCCCUUUGUUGUAUAUUUUCUUCGAUAACAGCACUCGUUAGAUCUGUUUUAUCGUUCAUAAUUCACUAGAAUGAAAGAAGAGUUCAAUGCUCAUCUGUUUACAUACAAAAUAAUUCUAAAUUUUAUUGACUAAAAUAUGUAAAUAGAAGAAGACUCAAUGACUAAAAAUGGAAGGUAUAUUCUAAACCUAGUGUUUAAUCUUUGUAUAAUUUACAGUGUAAAGUAUAAGCUUCAAAUUAGAAUUCAACAUAUUGAUCAAUCAAUAAUAGUAACAUUCAGUUUCAACUGAAUAUCAUGCAUUUCCAUUUGUUAAUUUCCAUUCAAAAUUUCUAUCGAACGCUGAAACACGCGGCUGCUUCCGAUUUGCUGUUAUCGACGCAAAGAUGUUGAUCAAAAUCGGUGCGUCGCUGCGAUCUCUGCGCGUAAAUUACAAUUAUAGCAGGAACUCUGAAUUGAAUGCUUGACGGGUUAAGGGGGAAAGAACAGGCGUUGUACGAUUGUAAGAUAAUUCAACUUACUGUUAGAUGUUAUUCGCGUCGCUCGGUGGAGCUGAGAGCUCUCCCCGAGUCUGCGCAACGUUUAGGCCAAAUGUGCACGAGCGGUUUGCAGCGGAACGUUACAGCCGUGAUUCUUUUGAACAAAUGGAGACACAAAUUUCCUUUAGACUCAAACAUCAAAUAUCUUUUAGUUGUGUAUCUCUUCGAACUCCAUGGGUACACGCAUGCGUCUAGCGGAAACUAUCAGUGUAAAUUACAAACGCACACACGUGUUUUUCGAUUUGUUUCAUCUCACACAUGCUGUAGUGAUAAUUAUAAGUGUAUAAAAUGAACGAAAAUUUCUUAAUACCAUUUAAUUUGAAACUAAGAAAUUACAAUUACAACUUACUCAUGUAUGUUGUAUAUCGAUUAACAUAUUUGAUCGAUCUACAUACACGUUAACACUAACUGUACCGGGAACAAAUGACCAGGUUUAAAAUUCUCCGUUUUCUUUUGUUCAUUUAAUUUUAUGUCAAUUCCUAUAUUGUCCGAUUAAUUGGUCUUUCAAUUUUCAUCCUUCCUUUUGUUUCUGUUUCCACUAAAAAGAAUUUAUCUGAUUUGUUUAUCUCUAUUCCGUAGCCAAUUGUUUGACUAGUUAGGAAAAGUGUCAGUAUGGUUAAUGUUAAACAAACGAAUAUUCUCUCCACGCGAAACGUUUCGACCGAGAGUAUUCAGCACUCAAAAGGUUACAAUCCGCAUUUUCAGACUAUGAGACUCCGUUCGGUCUUGCUCUAUCUUUGUUCGUCAAAGACAAAAGAUAAGGAAAGAAUUUUGGGUGGACCAACAGUGUGUUUUUGGUAUUAUCCUUUUUGCAAGAUAGAAGGAUUUUGUUUCUCCGUUACUCUAGAAGAAUCGCCGCUGCGAGACUUAGUCGCUGACCGCCCCUGUGCAUUUGGCGUUAAUCGAAUCGAGUAGCCGUGUCGUUGAUUCAAAUCGCACUCGCUUUCUAAAUGGGACUUCACGCCGCUGAACGUAUUCCUUGUACGAACAUACACGAAAUUCGAUCGUCAAACCUUUUCAUCAUGCUUGCCCCGUUUUUACCCGACACAAUUCUAUUUCGCUACGUGUUAACGCACCACCUGUGGGCGCGACGAGAGACGACUGCCCAUUAGAGAAAUUAGACGAUGCAGUUCGGAUUGCCGGUGCAAGGAAGCUGGCGUUCUCCGAUCGUCGAUCGUUUAACCCCUUGCAUUCCAUAGUUUCUCACUAUAAAUACUCAUCGUUUUCUAAUGGAAUAUCGACAUUUUUUACAAGUAAAGACAAAUCGCAUAUAAAUUAAGGAACGGGGCUAUGUUAUUCCGAUGUUUCCUGUAUCAAUAUAUUAUAGGAUAUUUGACGUUCAGUCUCAGACUUUAGAGUUUCGCAAAGGGUUAAAUCUUGGUUGACGCUGGAGCAACCUGUUUGUAACUGGAAUUUCUCUGAAAGCUUUUGACCAGCGUGAAUUCACGUUUAGAAUUACUUCUGUCGGGUUCAACAGGAAGAGAUCGAUCCGUCUCGAGGGGAUAAAUUCGAGCAUUGAUCUAAGAAAAAGACGACUAGAGAUCCGAGAAAAUCGGCACGCCGUCGUUUGUGAAGUUUUCAGAAACUCCGAUCUUCUGGAAGUGAAAUUCACCGAGUAGCGAAGGUGAAGGAUCGAGAUCUGGAGCUGCACGGCCCACAGGUGGUAUGGUAAAAUUUUUUAUCGCGCGUUGCGUAUCUCGUCGAUAUCUACGAAGGCGUUCGAACGUGCCGUGAGUCAUUCGACGCAUCGAAAACCCGCGGCUUCUUGUGCCGAUGCGAUUAUCCGACGGAAACGAGCGGGGAAAAUGUUAGGAUUCGUUUGAAAGAUUCGAUGAAAGAGAGAGCCCGUGUCCUGUAUAUAUAUCCUCGGAUCGAACUGCCUGUGCGCGAUCACGGCAUCGACGAGUGUUUUUGGGGAUGACGAUACACAUAUGGGAAACUCGUUAAAUUAUUGUACACUCGACGGCAAUCGCGAGAGGGUACGCCAUGUUAUGUUUAAAAUGCUCUAGAGUCUUUAUUUAUUGUAUAGAUUGCUCGAUAUAUAUAUAUAAAUAUAAAUUUAAAUAUAAAUAUAAAUAUAAUGAUCUAGUACCUAAUGAUACGAUGUAAUCGUAUGCUUAUUAUGUGUAUAAAUAUGAAACAAU